This is a messenger RNA of Microplitis demolitor, 540 nucleotides long. Its product is annotated as MD-2-related lipid-recognition protein. The coding region runs from base 56 to 523 and encodes 155 amino acids. Gene Ontology annotation, biological process: intracellular cholesterol transport. Lineage: Eukaryota; Metazoa; Arthropoda; Insecta; Hymenoptera; Braconidae. Gene Ontology annotation, molecular function: sterol binding. The record is from RefSeq and is a predicted model, not a curated record. The transcript has 4 exons.
UUAUUCCAUUCUAUUCCAUUCAUUUCGAUUCAAGCAGUCACGACGUUACGACAUUAUGAAGUACUUUGCAAUUUUUAUCGUACUGGGCUUUAUUGGAUUCUCUAUUUCUGAAGUGAUACAAAGUCGAAAUUGCGAAUAUCCUGAAGGGACAGUAAUAAACUGCACAGUACACGAAGUGCGCGUCGAUCCUUGCAAAGAAGCCGAUCAAGGAAAACCAUGUCGCAUUAAACGAGGACAAAACGCCAGUAUUUCAUUCGAUUACACAGCAAACUUUGAGGGAAACAGUUUGGAAAGUCGCGCUUACUGGGCUAGUCAGGUGAUCGAUCUACCUUUUGUCGGGAUGGAAACCAACGCCUGCGCGACGACCGUUUGUCCCGUUCAACCAGGACAAAAGCAAACUUACGAUAUUAGUCUUCCUAUCUUAAAAUCAUUCCCAGCUAGAACCUAUGACGUUAAAUGGAAGUUAUGGAAUCCUCAGCAACAGGAAUGCUGCUUCAUUUUCCAAAUUAAAUUACAUAAAUAAAAUUUUUUUUUAUUUAA